AUGACUGAGAUCGUGCACCUGUGCAUCGGGAUGUGGCAGUUUGGUUUGCAGGGUGGCUCAGCGUGGAAAGGUCACUGGCUGAGCAGGAUCGGAUUGACUGCCGUUGCUGGCACUUUGCAGUCCGUGGGGGAUACACAGCGCUCAAAGCAGGGACGCUGGCAGGUUGCAAAGCUGCAACGCUUGGCCACUGACGACAACAGCUUGUGCUGCUCAUCGCUGAAGUGGUUUGCAGUUGAUGCUGGCCCCUGUUCGAUAGCCCAGCUAAUGGCCUCGACCCUCCAAAGGCCGCGCUGGCCGGAGGUUGUUAGCCUACCACGUCAGUGA
This is a messenger RNA of Effrenium voratum, 324 nucleotides long. The record is from the annotation of a GenBank genome assembly. Lineage: Eukaryota; Dinophyceae; Suessiales; Symbiodiniaceae.